Laetiporus sulphureus 93-53 is the source of this 435-nucleotide messenger RNA. RefSeq lists its product as uncharacterized. The record is from RefSeq and is a predicted model, not a curated record. The transcript is spliced from 4 exons. The coding region runs from base 1 to 435 and encodes 144 amino acids. NCBI's taxonomy places the organism in Eukaryota, Fungi, Basidiomycota, Agaricomycetes, Polyporales, Laetiporaceae.
AUGAAGGUAGACGCGAACCUCAUCCUUAACCCCAUCAAGGGCCUCGUGGACUAUGCUGCCGAUGCUGAUGCCCCCCUCGACCUCGAUGGCGCACAGCCGAGACAUCCCUUCCUCACACGUGAGCCCGCGUUCAUCAAUGCUGUGAAAAACUUGCAGGGACCCGGCAUUAAUGACUGUCUCUUCCUCUCGAGUGUCCCCGCUCGUUCGUCUGUAAUUGGUGCUGACCAGGUUGCCAUGGACAUCAUCUACAACAACCUCCCACACCUGCCCGCUGACAUCCUCUUCAUCCUUGCCAGUGCUUCUCCCUCUGCGCCGUCCCUGUUCCAGGGUGUCAAAUAUGUGUACCACAGCGCAGACAGGAGCAACUACAACGUCCUCUCCACGAUGCUCGGCAAGGCCGGCACCCCAUACACGUGCUCUGAAGGUGUUGUAUGA